GUUCCAAACUUCCAAUUAACAUUCGAACAAACCAAAAAGUCUCUGUUCGACGAUAAAUUGGGAUGGGGUGGAUGUUAUGGAGGCAGGUGGCGUGCAUUGGUCACAUCAUCCCCAGAUGAAACCCAUUGAUCCCUGGGACCAACUAAUAAUCAUUUAAGUCAUACCGGUAGACUCAUCAGUAGCGCAAGGGUGGUCUCUGUCACAAGUAAUCCUAGCCCUAGGCAGAAGCGUAGGUGUAUCAGCAUGGCUUCCACUGCCUCAGCUGAAGACAAGCUCACUGCUCCUUUCGGUUCUUGGAAAUCGCCCAUAACCGCCGACGUUGUCUCUGGUGCUGAGAAGCGUUUGGGUGGCACCGCCGUCGACGCCCGCGGCCGACUCAUCUUUCUCGAAUCGCGUCCUACUGAGUCUGGCCGAUCGGUUCUUGUUAAAGAAUCGGGGAAAGCAGGGGAGGAACCGAUUGAUAUUACGCCCAAAGAGUUUUCAGUGCGAACAGUGGCUCAAGAGUACGGUGGUGGUGCUUUCAAGAUUUCGGGCGAUACCGUAAUUUUCUCCAAUUACAAGGAUCAAAGACUUUACAAGCAAUCCAUUUCAUCUGAAUAUUCCUCUCCAUCACCAAUUACUCCAGAUUAUGGGGGCCCGGCAGUUUGUUAUGCAGAUGGAGUGUUUGAUUCAAGGUUUGACCGCUUUAUUACUGUGAGAGAAGAUCGAAGGGAAAGUAGUUUGAAUCCAAUCACAACAAUUGUGGCCAUAGAUCUCAGAGACAACAAUAUCCAAGAGCCUAAAGUCUUAGUUGCUGGCAAUGAUUUCUAUGCCUUCCCCCGCCUGGACCCAAAAGGGGAACGGUUGGCAUGGAUUGAAUGGAGUCAUCCUAAUAUGCCAUGGGAUAAAACGGAACUAUGGGUUGGUUAUAUUUCUGAGAAUGGGGAUAUCUGCAAGCGCACCUGUGUUGCUGGUUUCGAUCCUAAACUUUUGGAGUCUCCAACCGAACCUAAGUGGUCCUCCAAGGGGGAGCUAUUUUUCAUUACCGAUAGAAAGUGUGGGUUUUGGAAUCUCCAUAGAUGGAUUGAAUCCAAUAAUGAGGCAGUAGCAGUUUAUUCCAUGGAUGCUGAAUUUACAAGACCUCUAUGGAUUUUUGGCAUGAACUCCUAUGAAUUUCUUCAGAGCCAUGGGCAAAAAGAAUUAAUUGCCUGCAGCUACAGGCAGAAUGGGAGGUCAUAUAUUGGAAUUCUGGAUGCUGUUCAAAGCUCAUUGUCUUUGCUUGAUACUCCUUUCACUGAUAUAAAUAAUAUUACUUCAGGGACUGAAUUCUUUUAUGUAGAGGGAGCUUCUGCGGUUCAUCCAUUAUCAGUAGCUAAGGUGACUUUAGAUGAUCAAAAAUCAAAAGUGGUUGAUUUUAAGAUUAUUUGGUCUUCUUCUCCUGAUAGUUCAAAGUAUAAGUCAUAUUUCAGCUUGCCAGACUUAAUUGAAUUCCCUACAGAAGUUCCUGGCCAGAAUGCUUAUGCAUACUUCUAUCCACCAUCCAACCCCAUUUAUCAAGCUGGUCAAGAAGAAAGGCCUCCAUUAUUAUUAAAAAGCCAUGGAGGGCCUACAAGUGAAACACGUGGAAUUUUAAAUUUGAGUAUCCAGUAUUGGACUAGUCGAGGUUGGGCAUUUGUGGAUGUGAAUUAUGGUGGAAGCACUGGUUAUGGCAGAGAAUAUCGAGAGCGGCUUUUGGGCCGCUGGGGAAUUGUUGAUGUAAAUGACUGUUGCAGUUGUGCUAGAUUUUUGGUAGAAAGUGGAAAAGUAGAUGGUGAUCGACUCUGCAUAACUGGGGGCUCUGCUGGUGGAUAUACAACAUUAGCUGCUCUUGCUUUCAGAGAAACGUUCAAAGCUGGAGCUUCCUUGUAUGGUGUAGCUGACUUGUCCCUGUUGCGAGCGGAAACUCACAAAUUUGAGUCUCAUUACAUUGAUAAUCUUGUUGGAGGUAAAAGUGAUUACUUUGAGAGGUCACCUAUCAACUUCGUUGAUAAAUUUUCUUGUCCCAUAAUUUUAUUCCAGGGAUUGGAAGACAAGGUUGUACCUCCAGUUCAAGCUCGUAAAAUCUACCAGGCAUUGAAGGAAAAGGGUUUGCCUGUUGCUCUUGUGGAGUAUGAAGGAGAACAACAUGGAUUUCGGAAGGCUGAAAAUAUUAAAUUCACAUUGGAGCAACAAAUGGUAUUCUUUGCUCGUUUAGUGGGACACUUCAAGGUGGCAGAUGAGAUUACUCCCAUCAAAAUCGAUAACUUUGACUAAGCCUUUGGUAUGUAAGGUACAUUCAAUGAGCUAGAAACUUGGGAGUAAAGGGCUUAUGGAAUUAUUAUAAACAUGUGUACAAUUUUUUCAUCUUGUUCCCAUGGCUCUACAAACAUGAAAAGAAUUAUCCUAAUCCUGUUUUGUAUCACUCUUAAUCGACUAUUAUCUUUUUUUUUUUUUUUUUUUAAAUCUUUUGAAGUCUCAGUAAAUGUGAUUAUUUCCAAUCAGUUUUAUACUGUCUUUACAGGUCUUUGUCA
Molecule: messenger RNA, 2528 nt
Organism: Vitis riparia (riverbank grape)
Lineage: Eukaryota; Viridiplantae; Streptophyta; Magnoliopsida; Vitales; Vitaceae
Exons: 19
Coding region: 244-2271 (675 amino acids)
Biological process (GO): proteolysis
Molecular function (GO): serine-type peptidase activity
Source: RefSeq, a predicted model, not a curated record